AUGGCUUCAUUACAAGUAGUUAUACGACAAUUUUUGUCGACAUCAAGACGAGCGGUUAUUUCAACAAUAAGGCCGUAUUCCCAAGCAGUGGCAGAAAAUGAUGACGCCCCAGUCGAAAUGGAGAAUCCAUAUAAAAAGGAACGCAAGCAAUGUAUUCUUUGCAAGCUGAAUAUAAAACCUGAUUACAAGAACUACAGAUUACUAUCGCAGUUCCAGAGCCCUUAUACUGGAAGAAUAUACGGAAGGCAUAUAACUGGGUUGUGUAAAGCGAAGCAAGCUUUAGUUGAAUCUGAGAUUACGAAGGCUCAAAACAGCGGCUACAUGCCUUACUAUUACAAAGACAAGGCAUUCCUGAAAGACCCAAAGCUCUUUGAUCCGGAAAACCCGAUUCGUUUUCAUAGAUUUUAA
This is a messenger RNA of Danaus chrysippus (African queen), 408 nucleotides long. The record is from the annotation of a GenBank genome assembly. NCBI's taxonomy places the organism in Eukaryota, Metazoa, Arthropoda, Insecta, Lepidoptera, Nymphalidae.